Messenger RNA from Microplitis demolitor, 1700 nucleotides. Its product is annotated as SIN3-HDAC complex-associated factor. The transcript has 6 exons. Gene Ontology annotation, biological process: negative regulation of cell migration. The record is from RefSeq and is a predicted model, not a curated record. Lineage: Eukaryota; Metazoa; Arthropoda; Insecta; Hymenoptera; Braconidae. Bases 263 to 1426 code for a protein of 387 amino acids.
AAUAAUUCGUCGUUGAUAUAUUAUUAGAUAUAUAGUUAAGGAUUUUAUAAUUAUCAGUAUUAUUUGAAUUAACUAAGACUAAAUAAUUUUUAACAGUAUCAUAUUGAAGUUUUAUUUCCUUUUCUUCAAUGUCAAUAAUUAUAUCUCGACAGAAAAAUUUCUAUAACUUUAUAACAAGAUAUAUUUUUAUAUUAAUGUAACCAUGUUAAAAUCCUGAGUACUUUGCAAUGCAUGCCGUAAAUUUGAGCGGGGUAAGAAAAUUAUGAUGUUUAGUUUUCACAAACCAAAAGUUUACCGUUCAUCCACGGGAUGUUGCAUUUGCAAAGCCAAAUCCAGCAGCUCCCGUUUUACUGACAGUAAAAAGUACGAAGAUGAUUUUAUAAAAUGUUUUUUACUAGAAGAACAACGUACUGGUGAGAUUUGUAAUGCGUGUGUUCUUUUGGUUAAGCGGUUUAAAAAACUACCUCCUGGUUCAACUCGCAAUUGGGCAUAUAUUGUAGAUGGACGUGCAGGCCCUGGUGUCAAAUCAUUGACGAAGUAUAAGUCGAAGAAUAAAAAAAAACUUAAAGAUAAUCCUGAAAAAAUAGUAAAGAAGAAACAUGUUUAUGUUAAAUCUGAUGAUCGUGAGCGCAGUCCUGUAAUAAGUGAUGAUUUACAUUUAAAUGAAGACUACUUAAAUGGUACUGAAAGCAAAGGAUCCAGUAGAUCUGAGACUCCAGAGGACUGUGAUGAUAUUGAAAUGACUGAAAGCACAACUGAGAGAGUUUGUACUGACAAUAAUGAUGAUCUUGCUGCUUAUAGUUUUAUUGACAUGGAUUAUUUUAAAAGAACUACAAUUUGUUGCGGCGUAAUAUUCAGAGGCCUAUGUAAUGAAGUUAUCGUAGUUCCAGAACUAAUAAAACGUUGUUCAAGUUGCAUUCUGCGACAGCGACAACGACAACUUGCACAAACAGGAGUAAAUACUGCAAGUAAUAGUCCAUUCCAUAGUUCGGCAUUGGCGAGUCCUGCAUAUCGUGCAUCAUCCUCGAGUCCUGCCCACAGUGUUGACUCUACAGAUGCUUCAGCAAACAAAUCUACAGGUAAAGUGUUCAGUGAUAAUUCAUCAGACUCUGGAUACGACGAGUCUUCCAAUCAAGGAGUUGGUGAGAGUAAAAUUGCCCAAAACAAUAUAAAUAAUAGCACAAACAUGAUUGAUUCGGGAAAAAUAAAUUCAAUAAAAAUAAAACCAACACCGACAACAGAAACUGUCAGAUUAGUUAAAGUACCAAUUAAAAUUAUAAAAUCAGUAGAAAAAUUUACAAACGAAUCAACUUUUGUUUCAUCUAAAAGUCUGACUAGUACAAAUGGCCAUUCUCAUGUCGUUAUAAAUAAUCCUCUUGACGAUUUUGCAACUCAUGCAGUAGCAAGACAAUCUGUUAUUAAUUAAUAUCACAUUUAUCCUAGACUAAUUUUAUUUAUUUAUCUUUUUAAAAUCUAGGUAAAUAUGAAUUUUUAUAAACAAAUAACGAUAUUGCUGCAUUUAAAUUAUUGACCAAAAUAACAUUAUUUAAUAAUAAUGGUAUCGUAUCGAUAUUUAAUUGUUGUAGAAAAAAUUAUUCCUAGAAGACGAUGGGUUAUCUUACAAACAUUUUAUUUAUUUCUCGUAUUCAAAAUAAAAAAAAAAUUAGGACAAUUGUAGUUAUUAUUUAUUUAUUGAGAAA